AUGUCGCUCCAAAUGGGCUUCGUGAAGAAGCUGGAGAUCCGCAAGGAGAAGGUGAAGUGCGUGGAUCUCCACCCUUCGGAGCCCUGGGUCGUUUCCGGCCUGUACAGCGGCACCUGCACGAUCUACAACUUCCAGAAGCAGACGCUGGUGAAGCGAGUGGAGGUGUGCAACUCCCCUGUACGAUGCUGCAAGUUCAUCGCGCGGAAGCAAUGGCUGAUCGCCGCCGGCGACGAGAUGUGUAUCUGGGUGUACAACUACAACUCCCUGGAGAAGGUGGCCGCCGUGGAGGGCCACACUGACUACGUGCGCUACCUGGACGUCCACCCUACGCUGCCGUACGUGCUGAGCUGCUCGGACGACAUGACGGUUUCGCUGUGGGACUUCGAGCGCGGCUGGGAGCGGCUGUGCGUGUACGAGGGCCACCAGCACUACGUGAUGAUGGCGCGCUGGAGCCCGAAGGACGUGUACACGUUCGCGUCGUGCUCGCUGGACCACACCAUCAAGUUUUGGGGCGUCUCUCCGGACGUGAUGGACCGCCGCCACAGCAACCAGCCGUCGCCGAAGCCGUCGUUCACGCUGAAGGGCCACACCCGCGGCGUGAACUGCAUCGAGUUUUCGACGAUAAUGUCGAACCCUUACAUCAUAUCGGGUGGCGAGGACACCACCAUUCGCGUCUGGGACUACCAGACGAAGCUGUGUCUGCAGGUGCUGAACCACCACACGCAGCCCGUGACCUGUGUGCUGCACCACCCGCGUCUGCCGCUGAUCGUGACCGCCGGCGAGGACGGCGACCUGAACCUGUGGCACAGCAGCCUGUACAAGAUAAAGCGCAGCAUGAACUUCUCCAUGGGCAAGAUAUGGAGCGUCACGAGCGACAACAGCAACCUGGCCGUGGGCAGCGACGAGGGCACCUUGGUGGUGCAGUUCGGCGGCGAGCGCCCGCUGGUGUCCAUGCACGCGAACAAGCUCGUGAUGGUGCACUCGUUCGACAUCGUGAGCUGCAACCUGAGUUCCGCCACCGUGGUGGACGAGGACAGCGCGGGCAAGCCGCUGGCGCUCGACUUCCGGAACAUCGGCCGCUGCGAGUUCUUCCCGCAGUCCGUAUCGCACCACCCCAACGGCCGUUUCAUCUGCCUGUGCGGCGACUCGGAGUACGUAAUCUACACGGCGCAGGGCAUGCGGUCGAAGACGUUCGGCAAGGCCAUGCACGUGGUGUGGUCGUUUGAGGGCCACUACGCAACGUGGGACGGCAACACGAUCACCGUGCACUACGAGUUCGCCCCGACCCACACCAUCCAGCCCAAUGUGAGUGUGCUCGGUCUCCACGGCGGGCGCCUGCUCGGCGUGACCUCCAACAGCAGCGUCCGCUUCUACGACUGGAAGACCGGGUACCUGGUCCGCACCAUCGACGCGCACGUGUCCGACGUCUGGUGGAACGUGAGCGGCACCAAGGUCGCCGUGGGGUGCAUGGCUAACUGCUACAUCCUCAAGUACGACAGCGACGCGCUCGCAGCCGCCAUCGAGAGCAACGAGUACGACGCCGCCAACGGCGUCGCGGCCGCCUUCGAGAUUGAAGGCGAGAUCAUGGAGCGCGUGAACAGCGCGACCUGGGCCAUGGACACGUUCGUGUACAUCACCGCCGGGCUGCACCUGAACCUCUGGACCGCGGGCGCCAGCGAAAUCUUCCACUACCUCGACCGGCCUCUGCACAUGGUGGGCUACUCUGCGCAGAACGGGUGCCUGUACCUGUGCCAGCAGGACGUCGUCGCCAUCCCGCUUCCGGUGGACUACCUGAGCUUACACUCCCUCGUCGCGUCCAAAGCCGAGGCGAUGGCCCAGGGCAGGGCGUUCGCGGACUUGGACAGGCUGGAUGCGCUCAUUGGGGGCUUCGAGGGCAGCAUGAAGGAACGCGCGAGCAAGUUCCUGGAGUCGGUGGGCGACUUCGAGUUGGCGCUGCGCACCUCGGGGGAGGAGGAGCACCACUUCGAGCUGUACCUGAAACUGGGCAAACUGGACGACUGCAUCCGCAUCCUCCACGAGCUGCAGGCUAAGCAGGUGGAGAAGUCGCGCGAGGACACCAUGCGCGCCAAGUGGAAGCGCCUCAGCACCUACUGCCUCGAGCAGAACGACUACGAGAAGGCCGUUGACUGCCUGGUGCGCUGCUGCGAGUACUCGUCGGCGAUGCUGAUCUACGUGGCCAUGGGCGACCGUGACGGCCUUGCGAAGAUCGCAGAGCUGGCAACGAAGGACGGCGAGUCCAACGUGGCGUUCACCUGCCACUACAUGUUGAACAACGUGUCGCAGUGCAUCGAGCUUCUGCAGCGGUCCAACCGCCACAGCGAGGCCACCCUAAUGGCCCGCACGUACAAGCCGUCUGCGCUGUCCGAUUGCUUCGCGAAGUGGAAGAGCUCACACAACCCGAAGUUCCCCACCCUCGGCGAGCCGGAGGAGGACCCCGCCGCUUUGGAGAUCGAGUCGCUGCUGGCCGAGCGCCUGCGCAUCGGCUUCCCCGCCGCCAGCGAGUACCCCAAGCUGAAGGAGGCCGUGCACGUCGACUUCGGCCGCGGGGACGACAGCGUGGACAAAGGCGCGCUGAGCUCCAGCUGGGAAGCUGGCAUCUAA
Messenger RNA from Babesia bigemina, 2622 nucleotides. Its product is annotated as coatomer beta subunit, putative. The record is from RefSeq and is a predicted model, not a curated record. The transcript has a single exon. Gene Ontology annotation, molecular function: protein binding; structural molecule activity. The coding region runs from base 1 to 2622 and encodes 873 amino acids. Gene Ontology annotation, biological process: endoplasmic reticulum to Golgi vesicle-mediated transport; retrograde vesicle-mediated transport, Golgi to endoplasmic reticulum; intra-Golgi vesicle-mediated transport. NCBI's taxonomy places the organism in Eukaryota, Apicomplexa, Aconoidasida, Piroplasmida, Babesiidae. Gene Ontology annotation, cellular component: COPI vesicle coat.